Molecule: messenger RNA, 621 nt
Organism: Macrobrachium nipponense
Lineage: Eukaryota; Metazoa; Arthropoda; Malacostraca; Decapoda; Palaemonidae
Product: WAS/WASL-interacting protein family member 3-like
Exons: 2
Coding region: 1-621 (206 amino acids)
Source: RefSeq, a predicted model, not a curated record
AUGGGCAAGGCCUGCCAUGUGUUCCGGGAUGAUCGGGGGGCGCCCACCACGUGUCCCGGGAUGGGCAGGCGAGGCCCGCCACGUGUCGCAUGGCAGGCAGGCGAGGCCCGCCACGUGUCGCAUGGCAGGCAGGCGAGGCCCGCCACGUGUCCCGGGAUGUAUGCGUCCUGGGACGGGAGGGCGAGGCCCUCCAUGCGUCCCGGGACGGGCAGGCAGGGCCCGCCACGAGUCCUGGGACGGUCCUCCUUCUCCACCACCACCUCUCCUCCUCCUCCUCCUUCUCCUCCACCACCUCCUCCUCCUCCUCCACCACCACCACCUCCUCUCUUCCACCACCACCUCCUCUCGUCCUCUUCCUCCAACUCCUCCUCCACCACCACCUCCUCUUCCUCCAACUCUUCCUUCCCCACCACCUCCUCCUCCUCUUCCUCCACCACCACCUCUUCUCCUCCUCUUCCUCCAACUCCUCCUCCCCUUCUCCUCCACCACCAUCUCCUCUCCUCCCCACCACCUCCUCUCGUCCUCCUCCUCUUCCUCCUAUACUUCUCCUUCUUCCUCUUCUUCAGAAUUAUCCCAGUCUCAUGUCAUCUUCUCCAGGUUUAUCGUUAUCAAAUUCUUUAG